AGCUAGUUGAACUUCAGCCUCCAAUACUCUUAAAGUCAGACGUUUCCUCAAUAUAACUGGAGUAGAAACGGAUUUACUCGAAACAGAUGGGAGCUGUUGUUUCCAAAUCAGAAGCGUCACACAGCCAAGAUGAAAUUUAAAGUGAGGACCCUAAUUGUCCUGCUGUGUGUGACUGCUAUCUGUGUGUCUUGGAGAGGAUAUAUGUCAUUCUCCCUGCCUCAGGACGAAAGACUCUGUGCUUGUGAGCGAUGUUUAUCUGAAGAUGAUCCGUGGUUUAUGAAGCAUUUCAACAAAUCUGUUGAACCAUUUUUGUCAGCAAACUACAAUCUCUCUGAGGACACUUUCAACUGGUGGAAGCUCUUACGGGAUGCAAAGGGCAACUUCAGUAACUUCAGAGGAAAAGUGGAGAGGCUGUUUCUGAUGGUCCCACCAAGUCCAGAUGUUCUAGAAUCCAGCCCUGACCGCUGCAGGACUUGUGCUGUGGUGGGGAAUUCUGGUAAUUUGAAGAGAUCACAUUAUGGACCUCUCAUAGAUUUCCAUGAUGUCAUCAUAAGAGUGAACGCUGGUCAAAUCAAAGGCUAUGAAGCAGAUGUUGGGACCAGAACAACUCAUCGUUUCAUGUAUCCAGAGAGUUGUGUGGAUUUAGACAACACCACUCAUCUUGUGCUGGCUCCAUUUAAGACGAUUGAUUUUGACUGGCUCACAGGGGCCCUCACCACAGGAUUCAACGGAGGGAAAUUCCACCUUUUAUUCCACUCUCUCUCUCUUUUCUGCAUAGUGUCACACACCCUCAGACCGCAUUGGGCCGUAAGAUCAAAAAUCAAAGCUAACAAGGAUUUGGUGAUGGUCCUUAAUCCAGCUUUUAUGAGGUAUGUUCAUGACAUGUGGCUGGAAAAGAAGGGUUAUUACCCCUCCACUGGCUUUCUGGCUUUGGUUGUUGCCCUGCAUAUGUGUGACGAGGUCAGUGUGUUUGGUUAUGGAGCAGACAGUGAUGGAAACUGGAGUCAUUACUGGGAAAAACUCAGAAAGAAAAAUUUAAAAACUGGAGCACAUCCUGGAGAUACAGAGUAUAGAAUGAUCCAGAAGCUAGAUGAGCAACAGAAACUCAAGUUUUAUACAGGGUUCUGAUGUUUCUCUCAUUAUUUAAAGGAAGGUUAGUAGUAGGUAACUGUAGAAGAACAUGAAGGGCUGCAUUUUUUCCACCGUUAAGACGGUUAAGAUACCAAUCUUUGUGUUUUUGCACGUGUGUGUAAAUCUCCUGGGUUUGCUAGGCAGAUGCUACUUCUGAAGGAUUAUUUGCAUGUGGUAAUGACUGGAAGACACACUAUACAAUUACAGUAUGUGUUUACACUAUAGAUAGCCAACUAGUGUAGAAUGCAGAAGUUAUGAUUGGGACAAGUAUAAUAAAAGUUAGGGAUAAAAAGCUGUGUCAAAAUAUCUUCUUGUUUACCCUGAAUAAAUAAAGUUGGUGUAA
Perca fluviatilis (European perch) is the source of this 1474-nucleotide messenger RNA. RefSeq names its product CMP-N-acetylneuraminate-beta-galactosamide-alpha-2,3-sialyltransferase 1-like. The coding region runs from base 130 to 1128 and encodes 332 amino acids. The transcript is spliced from 8 exons. The record is from RefSeq and is a predicted model, not a curated record. Gene Ontology annotation, molecular function: beta-galactoside (CMP) alpha-2,3-sialyltransferase activity. NCBI's taxonomy places the organism in Eukaryota, Metazoa, Chordata, Actinopteri, Perciformes, Percidae.